ACCAAACGAAAAUUAGGUCUCCCUAUCUCCCCUCAGACCCCAAACCCCAAACCCCAACCUUAUCUCCGUAAGUCUCUCCUCUGUCAAGCUUCCAAAAUUCUCUCCUCUGUAAGUCUCCCUCUCUAACACUCAGCCCUCUAGAUCCGUUCAACGCCACUGAACUCAGCCUCUGCAAGAACUCAGCUCUCGGCUUUCUCUCCCUAACGACCCCGCCGAGCUCAGCUUCUGCAAGAACCAAGCGACCCCGCCGAAGCAAGAACCAGCCGACCACACAGUCUCUUCCGCUUUCUCUGAGGAAUAAGUGCCUAAGCUAAUGAGAGGCGUCCACGGCUGGAGAAGACGAUGAGAGCAACCUCAGCAUCGCACAAAACAGAUAACUCAUAAGCUUUCUUAAGCAAACCAUUACGUCGUUUACAGAAGAUGUCAGCAGAUGUGGCUAGAGCUCACGGUGGAGACGCUGGCGGUGAUCCUCCACCGGAUCCUACUAGGAUCCCGACUACAUGCGACUCAGGAAUCCCAAUUAAGAGAAAGGGUCGUGGCGCAGCUAUUGGAAAAGAUCUAGAGGAGAGGCGGCGUAAAAAUGGAAAACCACUGGAAGUAACGUUUUGCCCACGAACGUACAAGGUUGUUGGGAGCGAGCACGCUGCUUUUGUCCGCCUUGUGGGAACCCAAAUUAAAACGAAAGUUCCCGGACAUUACGGUUCAUGGGAAUUAGUGCCUCAACAAUACAAGGAUCAGGUCCUUGCCAUAAUUCAGUACUAUUAUCAAAUAGCGGGCCGCGAGGAUUUCUUAAAGUGUUUAAAUGGUAUCGAUCGAGAGAUGAAAGACCGAUACCGCAAUAGGAAAACACUAAGACACGAACACUUUGAGAAAUACUACAAUGGACCGGAGGAUUGGGAUAAGGUUCUAAACAACCCAACCAAUGAUGUUAACAAGGAGGAGUGGAAGCAGAUUUGUCAGUUAUUUACAAGUCCACAAUUUAUUGCGCGCUCCAUAAAGAAUAAGGAAAAUCGGAAGAAACAAAAGUAUUCUACAACACAGGGUACAAAAUCGCUGGCAGCCGUCCGUUUUGAAAAAACGAACCCGGACCUCAUUGAGUCAUGGAAGAAUUAUCAUUGGAAGAAAUCAAAAAAUGAUUUCGUGAACGAUGAUGCUCGCCAAGAUUAUGAAAAACUGAAGGCUGAUUUUGAGUUACGAACUCAGCAAACAUCCACUGAUGCUUCUAAUAAUGAUAGUCCGUCAUCAGUUGAUCAGGAGGAGGUGCUACAAAAAGUAUUAGGCCAAAGGCGUGGACAUGAGCGAGGAGUGGGCCGCAAAUUGAAGGGGUCGGGGUCGGGGUCGAGGUCAUCAUCUACCCAACACUCUCACUUCAGCGAGUCUCGAGUUCCUCCUCAUCAUUCAAGAGAAUAUAUAGAAAAUCUGGAGAAUAAUUUACAGAAAUUGACUGAUCAAGUUAAUUUCUUAACUCAAUAUUUUGUACCUCCAUUUCGUCCACCAAACGUUCAGAUGCCGCAUGUGCCUGAUAGUGACAAUACUUCUAGGGCUUCGUCUUCUCAACCUCCAGCUCCAACUCAUCCUUCUAUGUACGGGGCAGCGCCGUCUUAUCAUAUGGUACCUCCAUAUAUGUACGGAACAACACAUUAUCCGUGUCCGAUUCCACCGUCCUCCCAGCCAUCGUAUCCCUACAUGUAUGGAGCUGGAUCGUCUACAUUACCUCCCCAAUAUCCUUGGCCGAUGCCGCCACCGCCACCGCAGCAAUCACAACCACCGCAACAACCACAACAAGAAGACAAUAGGGAGGAGGACGAGACAACUGACUUAGGAGACUAA
Messenger RNA from Humulus lupulus (European hop), 1830 nucleotides. RefSeq lists its product as uncharacterized. The record is from RefSeq and is a predicted model, not a curated record. The transcript has 7 exons. NCBI's taxonomy places the organism in Eukaryota, Viridiplantae, Streptophyta, Magnoliopsida, Rosales, Cannabaceae. Bases 421 to 1830 code for a protein of 469 amino acids.